AUGUUGCCCCCUCCACGCCCAAUUCAGUCAUUCCAAGGACAAGAUCUCCAACCACCUGCAUUUCGAGACUCGUCCCAACGUCGUCGUACCGAUCUCGAGUCUGGCGGAUAUUUAGACAACCCCUCCACCCCCGUAUCGGGUGGACGAAGGAAUAAUGGCGACUUUGGGGUCUCCACACCUUUUGGGGUAACUCCAACAAGUGAGGUGGACCUUAUCAUGUCUUCAAAGAAUUUGAACCGGAAAAGGAGUUUGAUUCGCCCAGAACGGACCCGCAUGAAUCGAGACCAUCCAAACUACCACUACCGCCAACAUGCACAAAACAUGGCGACGUUACCUUCCACGACCGGGAACGAGCCUGUGUACGAAUGCGGAGAGGCGGAUACGAUGAGCUCGGGAAGUACGGAUCUGAAGAGCCUAACUAGAACCGAGCAGAGUAAUAUCAGCCCCAGCUAUCCUGAUCGCGGGGUUCGUUCGGGCAAAUUCAAAGGCCCAUCACAGCGAGACGGGCCCAAGAAGCUUUCACAGAGAAAACUGUCGCGGAAGGAAUCCACGGCCGCCAGAGAGGCGGAAAAGAGGCGGCAGGAAGAGCUAGACGCUAUUAAGCCCCCAAGUUUCUGGAACGUGUACUGUGGCAUGGUGACCUUUUGGUGUCCCGAUUUCAUCCUCAAAUGCUUUGGAAUGCCUGCAAAAGCACAAAGACGAGCUUGGCGUGAGAAAGUUGGUCUCAUCAGUAUAAUCCUGCUGAUUUGUACCUUUGUUGGAUUUCUCACCUUUGGCUUUACACAAGUCGUCUGCGGUACGCCUAGUCUUCGCCUCAAGAUAAACGAGGUCGAUGUUGGAAAUAUUAUCUUCCAUGGAAAAGCGUAUAGUAUGGAGGGCACAGAGCAUCCCGAAGCCCUCGGGGUACCUGAUAGGACGAACGUCGCCUAUCCGCCUGUUGGAUACGGUGGUAUGGAUGCCAGCUUUUUGUUCCAGAAUGUCAAUGGUGCUUGUAAGGGCAUCAUCACUGCGGUACCAAACUCGAAUGUGCCAACAAACAGUGAGGGAGAGUUGGCAUGGUACUUUCCGUGCGUGCCUUUUAAGCAGGAUGGUUCCAGCAGACCCAAUUUUACCGAACCGCCGUACUUGGGAUAUUCCUGCCAUACGUCUGCAAGUGCCAGAAGCACCUUCUACACCAGGUUAAACAAGCCUGGAGAUGUGUAUUUCACGUGGGAAGACUUGAAGAAUAAGUCCAGAAACCUGAUGGUAUAUUCAGGAAACGUUCUCGAUCUGAAUCUUCUGGAAUGGUUUGACAGAUCCCAAGUUUUUGUUCCCCCUCAAUUCGACGCGCUCAGAACAAAUCCGACCGUUCGAGGUAUUGACGCAACACAUAUAUUCCAGUCGCCCGCUGAUAAACGGUUGGCGAGAUGUUUGACCGAAAUUAUCAAGGUUGGGUCCAUUGAUACCGAGACUGUGGGCUGCAUCUCCUCCAAAGUGGUUUUAUACCUCUCCUUGGUAUUUAUUUUAGCUGUAGUUGGGGCGAAAUUUGUUCUCGCUUUGGCGUUUCAAUGGUUCAUGGCUAGACGUUUUGCAGCACAAACGAAUAUAGAUCCUAGCUCGAAGGAGCGGAAGAGGCAAAUCGAAGAUUGGUCCGACGACAUAUACCGUCCGGGUCCACGCUUGGCGGAUCUCGCGGGGCCCGAUAGAGGUGGCAAACGCGGUAGCGGCAUUUUCCCUACAACCUCCCGGUUCACUAGCCCCUAUGUCCUGGAUCGCGGGUCGCAAAAGCAGCGUGCGGCACCCACGACCAUGGUCAGUCAGAGCGCAAGCAGCAGGUUCAAUGCACUGAAUUCGAUGUACAAGAUGGGACAAAACCAAAGCCAGGGGACUUUAAGUGCCGAUCCCUAUGCCCAGCACAGUUUCGCGGGGAGUCAUACCAAUCUGAUGAUCGGUGCUCAAGAUCAGAGAUUCUCCACGGCUAUUAGCGAUGCUGAACAAACGGGUCUUCCGGGCUUUAUUCAUGAAGCGGUUGUUCCUCAACCGCCGCCUGAAUGGCAACCAUUUGGAUAUCCCUUAGCACACGCACUUUGUCUAGUAACAGCCUAUUCAGAGGGUGAAGAAGGUCUGCGCACAACGCUGGAUUCUAUUGCCAUGACCGAUUAUCCCAACAGUCAUAAGACUAUUAUUGUUAUUUGCGACGGUAUGAUUAAGGGAAAGGGCGAGACUCUCACUACUCCUGAUAUUUGUCUGACCAUGAUGGGCGAUCACGCUGUCUCACCCGAUGAGGUCCAAGCUUUCUCCUACGUUGCCGUUGCCAGUGGAGCAAAGAGGCACAACAUGGCAAAGAUUUAUACUGGAUUCUAUGAUUACGGCCCACAGUCCAUCGUACCCCUCGAGAAACAACAGCGUGUGCCGAUGAUGGUGGUUGUGAAGUGCGGAACUCCAGAUGAAGCAGAGACGAGCAAGCCAGGAAACAGAGGCAAGCGUGACAGUCAGAUCAUUCUGAUGUCGUUCCUGCAGAAGGUCAUGUUCGAUGAGCGGAUGACGGAACUGGAAUUCGAGAUGUUCAAUGGAUUGUGGAAGAUUACGGGGAUAUCCCCAGAUUUCUAUGAGGUUGUUCUCAUGGUUGAUGCGGAUACGAAGGUUUUCCCAGACAGCCUAACGCACAUGAUAUCCGCUAUGGUUAAGGAUCCCGAGAUCAUGGGUCUAUGUGGUGAGACGAAGAUUGCCAAUAAAACCGAGAGUUGGGUCUCGAUGAUACAGGUUUUCGAGUACUUCAUCUCCCAUCACCUUUCCAAGUCAUUCGAAUCGGUUUUUGGUGGUGUUACUUGCUUGCCUGGAUGCUUCUGCAUGUACCGAAUCAAGGCCCCCAAAGGCGGUCAAAACUAUUGGGUGCCAAUUCUUGCGAAUCCUGACGUGGUCGAGCACUACUCGGAGAACGUCGUCGAUACGCUUCAUAAAAAGAAUCUCCUUCUACUAGGCGAAGAUCGAUACCUGUCGACAUUGAUGUUGAAAACCUUCCCGAAGCGCAAACAAGUUUUCGUACCUCAGGCCGUCUGUAAAACUACCGUUCCAGAAAAGUUCUCAGUUCUCCUCUCUCAGCGCCGUCGGUGGAUCAACAGUACUGUACACAACUUGAUGGAACUUGUAUUAGUCCGAGAUCUUUGCGGAACUUUCUGCUUCAGCAUGCAGUUCGUAGUGUUCAUGGAGCUUGUUGGGACGCUUGUUCUUCCUGCCGCUAUCUCCUUCACGUUUUACGUCGUUACCAUCUCCAUCAUCAAGAAACCUGUCCAGAUCAUCCCGCUCAUCCUUUUAGCGCUCAUCCUUGGUCUUCCUGCCGUCCUGAUCGUUGUCACCGCUCACCGUCUCUCAUAUGUCAUGUGGAUGUUUAUCUACCUCCUCUCCCUGCCCAUAUGGAACUUUGUUCUGCCUACAUAUUCCUACUGGAAGUUCGAUGACUUCAGCUGGGGUGAUACUCGUAAGACGGCAGGCGAGAAGACUAAGAAAGCCGGAAUUGAGUAUGAAGGAGAAUUCGACAGUAGUAAGAUUACUAUGAAGAGAUGGGGUGAUUUUGAGAAAGAACGCCGUCUUAAACUUAUGGGCAGCGCAUGGUCGUCCCAGUCCCAGACCAAUGUUUCUAGUUAUCCGCCAUACCAUUCCACUUACGAUCCCUAUGAGUAUUAG
This is a messenger RNA of Paracoccidioides brasiliensis Pb18, 3663 nucleotides long. RefSeq names its product chitin synthase CHS3. The record is from RefSeq and is a predicted model, not a curated record. Gene Ontology annotation, cellular component: cell septum; cell periphery. The coding region runs from base 1 to 3663 and encodes 1220 amino acids. Gene Ontology annotation, molecular function: chitin synthase activity. The transcript has 3 exons.